This is a messenger RNA of Siniperca chuatsi (mandarin fish), 1856 nucleotides long. RefSeq names its product microseminoprotein, prostate associated 1 (gene msmp1). NCBI's taxonomy places the organism in Eukaryota, Metazoa, Chordata, Actinopteri, Centrarchiformes, Sinipercidae. Bases 287 to 670 code for a protein of 127 amino acids. The record is from RefSeq and is a predicted model, not a curated record. The transcript has 3 exons.
CUAUCACUUUAGAGGUUCAUGCCCGCUGAAGCGCAGCGAGGUGAUCUCCGGAGUGCCAAAACAGUGCCAAGAUACAAGAUCCCCGUUCUCUUACCCCCCCUCCCUUCCUCCACACAAACCGCCACCUCCUCAUUCCCCAAUGGAUGGCACUGCUGACACCUUCUUCAGCCAGGCCUGUGGGCCAAAUGACGGUGCUGACCACACCUCCACGCCGCGGUUGUAAAGCCUCAGGAUGUAUAAAUAAGGGAGCAAAGGCAGAAGAGGAACCAGAGGCUGACCAGAGCAGAUGAAGAUGGAGCUCUCCGGGGUUAACUGGGUGCUUGCAGCUGCAGGGUUUCUUCUGUGGACCAGUGGUGGAUUUGCUGCACCCAUGGAGUGCCACUUCAACUCCAGAGCACUGUGCGAGUUCGAGGGGAGGCACUUCUCACUGGGUGAAACCUGGAUGGACCACGCUUGUAUGCAGUGCACCUGUCUGCACCCUGUCGGCGUCGGUUGCUGCGAGACGGUGCAUCUGCCGGUGGAUUUCCCUGCGUGGUGUCAGGUGCGGGUGGAGCCUGUGACCUGCAAAGUGUCCAUGGUCCAGACAGCUGAUCCCCGCCUGCCCUGCUCCCCAGGUGAGGACAUCAAGGACCCCAGCCACGGAUCGCUUCAGCAACAGCUCGACGGCUAGAAAACCGCUCAGAAUGGCAACUAUCUGUUCGCCUGUGAAACCAAUACUGAUUCUAGUUAAAUAUCAGUAACCGCUUUUAUACACAUACUGUACUAACAUAAAACUUUAACAGCAUCUGUAAUUUUUAGAUUGCGUCAUCAAUGAAGGAAAUGUAAGUGAAAUUUGUUUGUGAAAAUAUUUUCAAGUAACACUGCAGUAUUUACCAGCGGAGAAUUUUUUGACACUGAACACCAAAUGAUGUACCACAUUAACAAAUUAAGGAAAUUUUGGCAUCAAUCUUCUUUAGAUGAAAAUUCAUUUUCAGCAUAUGUUUGAUAUUCGUUAUUAUAAUAAGCUGUUUGUCUGCUCACGGGUGAUAUGAGCUACAUACUAAAAGAAGCAGAAGCUGCACAAUUUUAUUGUAAUACAGGUUGUUUGUUGUUUUCAUGCUAAAGAGCCUGCACAUCUGGAAAGUUAGAGGCUUCUUUCUUCAACGUUUUAGGGGACAUUUAUAUUAAGCCAAAUGCAAUUUCUUUAACUAAUCCCAUAAUGACUUAUUGUAAAUAUAAGCAAAUAUAUACGUACAUUAAUAUAAAUAUAUAUAUAUAUAUAUAUAUAAUGAUUCCUGUUGAAUUUGACCUGUUCUCUGCUGUAACUCAUUUACCCUCCAAAUAAAAAUCUUGUCUACAAAGAGAAAUUAUGUCAAAUUUUGUGAAGUAAUGAAUGUCUUCCUCACACGUAAUCUAUCAAAUUUAAAUCACAAUUUUAAUACAUUUUUAUCUUGUAGUAUUUACAUCUCAAUACAGCCUUUGCUCAAGGUGAAAGAAUAACAGUUAAACAGUAGAAAUAUUUUGAAUAACAAUUUUUUCAUAAAAUGAAAAAGAACAAGUGUGCGACUGAAUAGUCAAAAAUGAAAUAAAUACAGAAACGCACAGCAAUCACAGAGAUAGUUGCACUUCAGAAGGUCAAUAUAUGUGGAUCUUUCAAAAAGGAAGAUGCAUUUAAAGUUAAGAAGCAAUGAAAAAGGCAAAACAUAGGUUGCAUACUUUACAUAUAACUGGCUCUGAAUAUACAAUGGAAACAACAACAAAAAAAAUGCUUCUUUGUUCCUGAAAUGUGCACUUCUGUGCUAACAUCUCUCAUCUGGAAAGAAAAAAACAGUGUCUCUCGCUCUCUCAGCACACACACACACACACACACACACACA